CCCUCUGCGUCAGCUGUUGCUCACUGCGCCGCGCCAGUGUCAGGCAGGACUUGCCCGCAGCUCCAUGCCUGUUUUCGGCUUGGCACAUCCACCCUCAGAGAACCAGCCCAUGCCGCUCCUAGCCCCCACUGAGCUUCGCCCUGAAGGAUGUCCCAGCUCUCCUCCACCCUGAAGCGCUACACAGAUACCCCUUAUGCAAAGUCCAGCUAUGGGACCUACACCCCUUCCUCCUAUGGAGCCAACUUGGCUGCAUCCUUCUUGGAAAAGGAGAAACUCAGCUUCAAGCCAGCACAUCCCUCUGGAUUUCUCAACACCCGUCCCCGUAUGUAUGGCCCUGCCUCCAUCCUGGACUAUGACCGAGGCCGUCCCAUGCUGAGGUCUGAGGUCGGAGGUGGCAAAAGAGGAGAGAGCCAAAGUAGGAUCAGUGAGCGGCCUUCUGGGAGCGGACUCAAUGGAGGCAGCAACUUGCCUUAUGGAAUGCCCAGUAACUCUCUCAACUACCUGCCUGUAAAUUCCCGGGACCAGGUAAUGCCCCUGACCCAGAAGAAGUCUAACAGUCACUCAGACCUGGCCCGAGAUUUCUCUGGCCUUCGGACCACAGACAGCUAUAGAAUGGAUCCUGGGCCAGGGCGGAGCCCAAUGCUUGCCCGGACCCGAAAGGAGUUGUGUGCCCUACAGGGGCUAUACCAGGCGGCCAGUCGAUCAGAGUACCUGUCGGACUACUUGGAGAACUAUGGGCGCAAGGGCGGUGCCAGCCAGGGGCCAGCCCCAAGAGCCCUGGAGGCCCUCAGCCCCACCUACCAACCAACUGGCCGCUAUAGCCUGUGGGAAAAGGGCAAGGGCUCCAACCCUUCCACCUCCUCAGGGCGGGAUGUUAUGACCUCCAAGAGCACCCAGGGUCUGGCUGGUCUUCGAAACCUUGGGAACACGUGCUUCAUGAACUCAAUCCUGCAGUGCCUGAGCAACACCCGGGAGCUGAGAGAUUAUUGCCUCCAGAGGCUCUACCUCCGUGACCUCAACAGCAGCAGCCAUGCACAUACAGCCCUUAUGGAGGAAUUCGCAAAACUGAUCCAGACCAUAUGGACUUCGUCAGCUAAUGAUGUGGUGAGCCCAUCAGAGUUCAAGACCCAGAUCCAGAGAUUUGCACCCCGAUUCGUUGGCUAUAAUCAGCAGGAUGCUCAGGAGUUCCUUCGUUUUCUUCUGGAUGGACUCCACAAUGAGGUGAACCGGGUCACAGUACGGCCUAAGUCCAACCCUGACCACCUCGAUCAUCUUCCAGAUGAGGAGAAAGGGCGACAAAUGUGGAGGAAAUAUCUGGAAAGGGAAGACAGUCGAAUUGGGGAUCUCUUUGUUGGGCAGCUCAAGAGCUCCCUGACAUGUACCGAGUGUGGUUAUUGCUCUACCGUCUUUGACCCCUUCUGGGACCUCUCCCUACCCAUUGCUAAGCGGGGCUAUCCUGAGGUAACCUUGAUGGACUGCAUGAGGCUCUUCACCAAAGAGGAUGUGCUUGAUGGAGAUGAGAAGCCAACAUGCUGUCGCUGCAGAGCCAGAAAAAGGUGUACAAAGAAAUUCUCCAUCCAGAAGUUCCCAAAGAUCUUGGUGCUCCAUCUAAAGCGAUUCUCAGAAUCCAGGAUACGAACCAGCAAACUCACAACAUUUGUGAACUUCCCACUGAGAGACCUGGACUUGAGAGAAUUUGCCUCAGAGAACACCAACCACGCUGUUUACAACCUGUAUGCUGUGUCCAAUCACUCUGGAACCACCAUGGGCGGCCACUAUACUGCCUAUUGUCGGAGUCCAGUGACAGGAGAAUGGCACACUUUUAAUGACUCCAGCGUCACACCCAUGUCCUCCAGCCAAGUGCGAAGCAGCGAUGCCUAUUUGCUCUUUUACGAACUGGCCAGUCCACCCUCCCGUAUGUAGCGGCAGGGGCGCCACAGUCCACCUCCCCAUCCCUGUGGCAGCCCCACAUCCUAAGUUUUUUUUAAAAGGACAAAAAAAAGAAACUGCAAAUGAAAGCGAAAGAGAGAGAGUAAUAAACUAAAAUAAAGCUGCCGAGCAGGAGUUUAUACAGCCUGGUCAGGGGCCGGGAGAGAGGAGCUGGGCGUUCCCAAGGUUCACCCAGACCUGGCUGGGAGAAGGCAGGAGGAUGCGGAGACUGGAGUCACCAAGGCACUCCCUGGGCUUCUCGUGUUUUCUUUUUUUAAAUUUGUGUUUUCCAUGUGUGUAAUAAAUAACAGCAGUUGUGGGGAGAAAGCCCUUAUCCAUUUGCUGCUGUCUCCAGCCUCCAACUCCACCUGAGGAGACCGAGACCUCGCCCUCAGGAGCCUGACUAGGAGGACUGUGCCUGGCCACGCUGGCUCUGCAGAGAGGAGACCCCAUCCUGGACCACCAGCCUACCGAAGUCACAACGUGAGCCACGAGGCCUCCUGACGCUGCUAACUCCAGAGGAACUGAUUGUGGGAUAUUUUUUUUUGAAACAAGCAGUUUUUGUUUUUAAAAGCCCAAUUUUCUUUUUUCUUUCUUUUUGUUUUUCAAACAACUACAAGCAGAGUUCUCAGACUGGAGAUGUUCUCCCAUAUGCCUCUGCAGCUGGGGAGUUGUGUUGGUUUUAUUUUUUAACUUGUCAAGCACAACUUUUUCUAACAAUAGCCCCCAGUGGUGCUAGGCAGGCAUGUCAGCAGGGCCCCAGGGCACAGCCAUUAUAGAACUGGCAUCUAACAAGUUUCUUUUUUUUUUUUGAGCUUUUUGGAUGGAUCCUAGUUGCCUCUGAGAAUUGUGCCUUACAGCAUUUGGGGACUAGGGGAAUGCCCUUCCCAGAUAUAUCCCUCUGCCUUGUUUUCCCUUCCCCCAGUGCCAUGCUCAACCUUGCUGGGGGAAUAGGAACUAUGUCCUUAUACCACUGACUUACUUCACAGUGCAGUGAGAUGAAGAAGCAAGUAGGUGAGGAGAACAUCUCUCAUGACAAGGUGUCUGAUUCUCCCUGCCCACUUCCUCCAAUCAAUCUAUGGUUCCACUUCCUAGGCAUUUAAAGGACAGUACAAACCAUUUCCCUGGCACCUUUCCCAGUUUUUCUUUUAAUUUAUUCCCUUCCUCCCUUCCAUUCCCUCCUUCCCUCAGAGCUUCUCAGACAUAGGCCCCUUGGACUGAGUUUCUCAGGGACACCCAUGCUGCCCCUUUGGCUCCUUUCGGCAUUAGUCUUUAGUACCAUCCUGAGAGCCACAGCCAUGAGUGCUUUGGGACAUGCUGCCUCAGCCUUUAGUGUUUCUCCCCAACAAGGGCCUGGUUCUGCCCUUAGAUAGAUGGACACAACUCCACUGGGUCUCUGGAAAGGAAGAUUAUUCAGCCCCAAGGAACUGAGCUCCAUGGGUCCUCCCCACCAGCAGACCCAGGAUCAACUUGUGCUCCUCAGAUUGAGGCAGGCACUCCAGUGCAUUAAGGGGAAGACCCCAUAGGUUUAUCUGGCCUGACCCCCUUCUCCAGGGGAGACCUGUAAACCUGAGCCAAGGGGCUGGUGUACACUUGCUUACUGUGUAAGCAAGAGUAAAACAGAAUGUCUAAUGUACAGUGGAACCUUGUACAGAAUAAAUUUUAGCUUUGAGAAAAAAAAAUGGCCUUUCUUUGUAAGU
Molecule: messenger RNA, 3629 nt
Organism: Vombatus ursinus (common wombat)
Lineage: Eukaryota; Metazoa; Chordata; Mammalia; Diprotodontia; Vombatidae
Gene: USP2
Product: ubiquitin specific peptidase 2
Exons: 13
Coding region: 148-1923 (591 amino acids)
Biological process (GO): protein deubiquitination
Cellular component (GO): cytoplasm
Molecular function (GO): cysteine-type deubiquitinase activity
Source: RefSeq, a predicted model, not a curated record